UCACGGCGUUGGUCGCCAUCCAUCCCCUCUCCUCCUGUACCAUAACAGAUGGUGGGAACAACGUUGCAUCCACCGGUCACCGUCACCACAGCAGACCGCAGCAUCCUGCCCGGACUCCUCUGGCCUCGCAGCAUCAGCACCAUGCUCCUGCAGGACCGCCACACGCUCUGAGUGCCGUCGUGAUUUAUUUCACGCGGUACCAGCACCACCACGGAGGAAACCUUCUUGCGACUGUUCGGGCUCUCCAUCGCGCGCGGGGGGGGGGGGGGGAAAGAUGGCCGCUAUGAAAAUAUUAACCAGCACGGGGCUCUUCUUGGCUUUCUGCGCGCUGGCUCUCCUCGCCAUGGCGAUCUGCACCGACUAUUGGUACGAGACGGACGCCCGGAGGCACCGGGAGAGGUGUAAAAACUAUGCCAACAAGCGAAACGACCCCGGUUACAUCUACAUCUCCAACCACAACCUCCCCCUCCAGAUGCCUCCGAAGAGCCCGGAGAGGAAAGGUAACGGCCCGGACGCUGCUCCUCUCGUCAGGGGGAAGCGCCACUUUCUGGCCGCCGCGUCUGCCAUGGAGUCUCACUGCAGCAGGCAGUUCAACUCCACCAUCUCCGGGCUUUGGAGGAAGUGUCUCCGGGAGGGAUUCGACCUGGAGACCGAGGACCUUAUUUACAAAGGAAUAAUUCAGAGAUGUACCCCGGUCAAGUAUCAUUACUCCUCGUCCAUUCUCCCACGAAACUUACCCAUCAACAUCACAAAGACCAUCCGACAGGACGAGUGGCACGCACUCCAUCUACGAAGAAUGACAGCGGGCUUUGUGGGAAUGGCGGUGUCCAUCAUUCUAUUUGGCUGGAUCAUCGGAGUGCUGGGAUGCUGCCAGCAGCAUGACCUCAUGCAAUAUGUAGCUGGGCUACUCUUUCUCAUGGGAGGAACAUGCUGCAUCAUCUCCCUGUGCACAUGUGUGGCGGGAAUCAACUUUGAGCUGUCCCGCUACCCCCGCUACAUGUACGGCCUCCCCGAAGACAUUAGCCAUGGCUAUGGCUGGUCCAUGUUCUGUGCCUGGGGCGGCCUUGGCCUCACGUUGCUGGCCGGCUUCCUCUGCACCUUGGCUCCCUCCCUGAGCACACCUGCUCGCACAACAACCCACAAGCCAAGGCAGGAGAACGGAACCGUGUGACAGGGAGCGUCCCCGCAGCGACCGGCCCCCGCCGGACACACAGACCGCACCCCCUUCAACGUUGAUGUUUAACUCUCAAACUGUUUUCGUCGAAUCACCAUAUCACGCAGCACCCCUCGACAUGGCCACCCCCUUCCAGUGUUCAGUGUGCCUGAGUUGUGACGGAAGCGGCAAAGUAACGGCAAGCUUCCCACGCGUACUGUAGUCUUGAAAAUCCUAGAGGGACCUCCAGGAACACUGAGAGCAACAUGUACAGCAACAGACGGCUGGAGAACGGCUCUCACAGCACAAAUAGGACUUUUUUUGUUUGUUUUUUUUGGUUGUUGACAUGCCUUUUUUCGGUGAUCUAAAGGUGACUGUUUUCUCUGAAGAGAAUUUGUCUUAAAAUGGUGCUCUUUGAAAUACAUAAAGCCACACACAAACACACACACAUACACACACACACACACUAUACAGGACAUGCUCACC
Messenger RNA from Menidia menidia (Atlantic silverside), 1639 nucleotides. The record is from the annotation of a GenBank genome assembly. Lineage: Eukaryota; Metazoa; Chordata; Actinopteri; Atheriniformes; Atherinopsidae.